AUGCUCAAGCAGAUCCUUCAUGAGAAUUGGUCAUGGCAGAAAGACUGGGCGUGGGAGAAGGCAGUUCAGCUGUUGCAGGGAGUCCUCCCAGUUGGAGCACUGGAGAAGCGUCAGCUGGAAGAAAGACAGUCGUGGGUCGAGGAAAGGAUGCGCAUGGAGCAGCUCUGUGGGGAACAACUGCAACAGCUAGAACUUUGUCAGGGCAAUCUCACGAAGACAGAGCGGGAUCUCGCCAUAGCUGAAACAGCUGUGAGCUCCAAGAUGAGUGAAGUCUCAAGUCUUGAGAAGGUUGUGGCUGAACUCCAGCGGCAAUUUCGAGAGGUGAAGGAUGCCCUUGCAGCUGCUGUGAGCAGCAACGAUCACCUUCGAGAGCAGCUGCAUGAACAGCAAAUGCGCUCUCAGGACAAGAGCAAAGAUUCCUUAGAAUGCCAAGCGCCCUUCACUGAGCGCUUGUCGGAGAGUCAGCGAAUGGCGGAGGCGGAGCUUGCCCUCACAGCAAAGCAGAUUGAGGCAAUGGAUGCAGAGCUUGAAGAGUGCGACCAGGAGUUGGUCCGAUUGCUGAACGUGCAAGAGGCGAGCCUCGCAGAGCUGACGCGCUUGGAUUCCGACGUGUCUCUUUGGAGGUCCCAGUGCGACACGGAGAAUUCCAACCGCGAGGUUCUCGAAAAUGAGAUGAAUGCGGCCAAACACCACUUCAAUGGUGAGCACUUGAUCUUGCAGACCAACUGCGAUCUCUUGCUUGCGGACAUCGAAGAUCUAGAGCAAGAGAUUCGGGAACUCACAGAUGAUAUGGUGCAAAAACGUCGCUUUCUUGUGAGUCGCGAGGGAGAGAGCAACACUCGUCAGGCUGCAGCUGAAGCGCAUUUGAAGGAGUCACAGGACCUGUUGGCAUCCUGUCAGAGCCGUUUGCGCGAAGCAGCAGACCAACGCGCCCGUGCUAAGUUAGAAGCAGAAGGCCAACGUCGAAAGUCCCUGGAGGUCAUGUCUGUGCUCGAGCGGAACUUGGAACACCAGGUGCAAGGGCUCUUCAGCAUGUGGGAGCGUUACGAUGCCGUGCUGGAGAACGAACGCAAGGUACACGAACAGGUCUUGUCUGCAUAUGUUCCAUUUGGAUCCAAUUUGGCUCCAACAGAAGACAAGACGCUAAAGGUUCGGACCAGCGGCAUUCGUGUAUUUCAUGAGGAGAGUAGCAAGUAUGGCAUCAUUUGGAACCUCAAGGGUUCGGACUUGGUGAAAGUGCUGUGGGACGACAAGGAUGGGGAACAAUCAGGGGGGGAAUACCGCGUCGGUACUGACGAGAACGGUGUUGAACACUAUGACCUUCUUCUCCAUGCUGUCCACAGCUACAUCAAACUCUCUGGAGCAGGUGACGCUGGAGAAGAUGAGGAUGCCCAGGCUUUGAAUGGGAUUUAUGUCAUGAGCAACGACGGCUUCAUCCCAGAGUACUAUCAGAUGAAAGGGCCUGGACGUAUUUCAUUCAACCCAGAUGAAGGCAUGUGGACCAUUUGGAGCAGGGACUUUGGAAAAAUCCAGUAUUUCUAUGAGAUCUAUGCUGAAGUGCUUGAUGUACCGGUGGAAGGUUGGGAGUGCAUCGCCCAGUGGGAUCCCGAAAUCAGUCCUCCCCCAACCAUCACAAAGCACGAGUUGCAAGUGGGACAGGACGUCAAGCUACGCAAGCAUCAUCCAGACAACCACAUUCCUGCUGAGAAGUAUCCUGGCCCUCCAUGUGCCUUCAACAAUGGAGACAUUUGCACCAUCGAGCGCAUCCAGGGCCUUUUCUUCGCUCCGAAGAUCUCCCCGGACCAGUGGAUCCCGUUGCGUGCGGCCGUGCCCGCCUCGGAGAUGGAGAAGCUGGAGGGAGAGGACGAUGAAACGCCCACCCGCUUGGCCAAGGCGAAGGGCUCCGGCUCCAAGCCGAAAAAAGAUGGCAAAGAUGGAAAAGAUGGAAAGGCUAAGAGUGCAGCAGGUGGUGGUGCCAACGCCAUCAAGUUGAUCAAAACUUUGGUGGAAAAGGUUGAUAAUUUGGAGACUGAGGUGAAGAAAUUGCAAAAGUGA
Cladocopium goreaui is the source of this 2055-nucleotide messenger RNA. NCBI's taxonomy places the organism in Eukaryota, Dinophyceae, Suessiales, Symbiodiniaceae. The record is from the annotation of a GenBank genome assembly.